Molecule: messenger RNA, 555 nt
Organism: Funneliformis geosporum
Lineage: Eukaryota; Fungi; Glomeromycota; Glomeromycetes; Glomerales; Glomeraceae
Source: the annotation of a GenBank genome assembly
AUGUUGAAAGCUAAAUACAACAAAAAGGUUUACAAUCAAGAUUUUUAUAAAGUUAUUUAUAAGUAUAAUUGUGAUGACUCUCAAUUAGUUAAUUAUCUUAAAAGAAGACUUUAUCCAUCUAAAGCUUCUUGGGCUCGUGCAUUCAGCAAUAAUGUUUUUAUUAUAGACAUACAAUCAAAUUCCCGUUGUGAAUCAGUUAAUGCUACUUUCAAACGACUUUUACAUAACUCAAAUACUACACUUAUUGAUUUAUUUUUUACAGUUGAAGAAAGAUUAAUGGAAGAACAGGAUAAUAAUGAAUAUGCUAAUUGGCAGAAUGCUCUUCCAUGUACUCAGUCUACAAUUGUUUCAAGUGCAUUUGCUAAUAUAAUUGAAGAACUUAAAUUAUUUACUUUACCUCAAAUACAAAAAAUUCAUUAUAGCAAAAUGGAAAUGGCAUUUAGUUACGAUGCUAAAUUAUUGGAUCAGACUUAUAUAAAUAAUGAAACAUUACAGGAUUGGUCAUUUGCUGAUGGAUUCAUUGAGAAUCAAGAAAUUCGACAAAUAACAUUUUAG